GCAGAAUCCGCCGGGCCUGCUGACUAUGCCCCGGAGCCCCACUUCUAGUGAGGAUGAGAUGGCCCAGAGCUUUUCCGACUACUCCGACGACUGUGCCUCUGACAGCUCCCGCGAAGAGACCAUUUACGAGACCAUAAAGGCCACCGCCGAGCCACCUCAGAACCACAUGGACGACAUUCACAUAAACACGCUGGUCAUCCGUGUCCUCAUCCCCGACCUGCAGCAGACGCCGUCUCCCGUCCUAGCACACCGCUCUUGCAUCCAGAUGGAGACCCAUCUUUUCAGCGCUUAUCUUGCUAAAGAUUCAAAGAUUGGACACAAUGGCGGACUUGAGAAAUGCAUGCGGUUCAACCCGGAUGCGACGGUCUGGGUUGCCAAGCAGCGGAUCCUGUGUACCCUUAAUCAGAGCCUGAAAGACGUGCUCAACUAUGGGCUUUUCCAGCCAGCUAGCAACGGGAGGGACGGCAAGUUCCUGGAUGAAGAGCGCGUCCUUCGAGAGUACCCCCAGCCAAUCAGCAAGGGUGUCCCGUCUUUGGAGUUCCGUUACAAGAGCAGAGUCUACAGGCAGCCCAAUGUGGACGAGAAACAGAUUGCCAAGCUUCAUACAAAG
This is a messenger RNA of Micropterus salmoides (largemouth bass), 610 nucleotides long. RefSeq names its product SH3 and multiple ankyrin repeat domains protein 1-like. The record is from RefSeq and is a predicted model, not a curated record. Lineage: Eukaryota; Metazoa; Chordata; Actinopteri; Centrarchiformes; Centrarchidae. Gene Ontology annotation, cellular component: postsynaptic membrane; dendritic spine; postsynaptic density. The transcript has 4 exons. Gene Ontology annotation, molecular function: ionotropic glutamate receptor binding; synaptic receptor adaptor activity. The annotation marks the transcript as partial.